Oncorhynchus masou masou (cherry salmon) is the source of this 2132-nucleotide messenger RNA. RefSeq names its product G-protein coupled receptor 39-like. Gene Ontology annotation, biological process: G protein-coupled receptor signaling pathway. Gene Ontology annotation, cellular component: membrane. Gene Ontology annotation, molecular function: G protein-coupled receptor activity. The transcript is spliced from 2 exons. Lineage: Eukaryota; Metazoa; Chordata; Actinopteri; Salmoniformes; Salmonidae. The record is from RefSeq and is a predicted model, not a curated record. The coding region runs from base 444 to 1280 and encodes 278 amino acids.
GCCAUGUAAAUCCACAUUCUGGAAGAAGAACUGCACGGACGACCUAUGGCUGCCUACAAAACUCAAGUCCUGCCACUUUGAGAGCUUAUUCACAGGGGUGUUUCUCUGAAAACCUGAAACGAGGAAGAAACUUUCUGGUAUGGCUAAUAUGAUCCUAAUAUUCUUCUGUGAUAUAGUUUAUCUGGGCAACCAAUUGGUCCAUGGUGAGAAAUGUAUUGUGUCGCAACAAACCUGGGAUAAUUUACUUUUAAAUCAAUCACAGUUUUAGACGAAGUUGUCUGAAAUCUAUUAUUUUAUCUCUGAAAAAUACAUUUCUCCCUGGCUAUUUGGAUUGGAUUUCCUCUUGGAAUUCAUUACAAAGACUCUGCCCUGCUGAUCUGAAAAGCUUUUUAAAAAAAGUAUAUAUUUGGAAAUCGAAACUCUUAACAGAUAAAUCCGUUACUAUGAAUGAGGGGGAGGCCGAGAUUUCUAAGGAGAAAGACUGGAAAGAUCUGGAGCCCAACUAUGCCAUUAAAAUCUUCCUCACCGUCCUGUACAGCCUCAUCCUGCUCACAGGCAUUGUGGGUAAUGGAGUCACCAUCCAGGUGAUGCAGGUGCUGCAGCAUAAUGGCUACAUGCAGAAGUACGUGACGGACCACCUGGUGAGCCUGGCGUGCUCCGACCUUCUGGUCCUCCUCAUAGGCAUGCCCGUGGAGGUCUACAGCGCCACAUGGUUCCCCUUCACCUCCACCUCGGGUGACGCUUCCUGCAAGAUCUACAAUUUCCUGUUCGAAGCCUGCAGUUAUGCCACUAUCUUGAACGUGGCGACACUCAGCUUUGAACGCUACAUGGCCAUUUGCCACCCAUUCCGCUUUAAGGCCCUGGCAGGAGAGCGAACAGGGGGCCUCAUUGCUCUCGCCUGGGUCACGUCUGUGUUCGUGGCUAUCCCGCUGCUGUUCACCACGGGAAUGGAGGGCCACGUCAUAGAGCCAGACGUUGGGCCAGUCCAGAACCUGACAUUCUGCACCAACCUGAGGGAGAGGUGGGGGGUGUACAGGGCCAGUAUCUUUGUGGCGUUCAUCGUGUACAUGGUGGUGCUGGUCAGCGUUGGUGUCAUGUGUCGGGGCAUGAUCCUGGUCCUUCAGAAAACCAUGAGGCCCAUGGGAGGAGGGGUCAACGGAGCAGAGGGCACACCAAAACACGAGAGUGCCCGGGUCAAAGCCGCCAAGAAGCAAACCAUACUUUUUCUAGGUCACUGCCUUUGCCUCCAGCCUCGUCCCUUAAGCAAAUCGCCCCUCUGACUCUCUGGCAAAUUCUUGGACUCAUACUCCUGACGAGUAUGUUGGAUGGACAUGGGGGGAGAAAUGACCUGGAACCUAUUUUAAGUGAUGAUCUGUACAUUCGUCAUGCUUCUUUGACAAAACUAACUUUGUCAAUGAGUUCGGUGUAGUCCUGGUAAAAUAUUUAUUUUGGAGUCGUCUUAGAUUGGGCAUGUUUACUUUGGAUUAAUCUAGCAGGUCUAAUUGUACUGCUUCACUUUUAAGAGAAUGGUAUUUUAUGAGUAAAAAUUAAAUUACAGUAGUAUACACAAUUAUUGUUGCCUAAUAGUAUGUUGCAUUAAUUGCUGUCUGAUCAUCUUCACAGGAAAUCUAAUCUUUGAACAAAACCUCAGUGUUUGUUAGGGCUGAUGAAUUCUGAGAUUGUUCGAAAAGCACCACUAUUCUCUCAAGUGGAGAUCAGAGAUGAACAGUUGUUCUCAUUCAGAUUACGACAGAUACUCAAUCAGACUAAUGUCCCCCACUUGAGAGAGAACAGCAGGCAAAUCACAGCUAUGUGUGACGUUUGUUGGAGAAUAUGCAAAACGCCACUUAACCAAAUUAGAAAAGUAUUUUAUGCCACUUUUCAGCAAGUUUUUACAGUGAUACUGUAGUUCAGUCGUAUAGUUCCAUACCUUGAAAUUAAUGCAUGGAAGAGCACUGUUUAUGUCCCAUUGUUUCUUUACCUGGCUAUAUGUUGUAAAUGGUUAAUGGGGUUAAUGUUUGCCUAACUCUUAAAUAGCAAGAAAACUGUAAAAAUACACACACACACACACACACACACACACACACACACACACACACACACACACACACACACACACACACACACACACA